AUGUCCGAUGAAUCUAUCUUCCGUUCGGCGGACAUGAUCCUCGUCCAAUUCUACAUCGCCAGUGAAAUUUCUAGAGACUGUGUAUCAGUUCUCGGUGAAAUUGGCGAUGUUCAAUUUCGGGACAUGAAUAAAAAUGUCAAUUCCUUUCAACGAUCCUUUGUUAAAGAAACUCGAAAAUUCGACGACACAGAGAGACAGCUUCGUUACUUGGAAUCUGUUAUAGCCAAACAGCAGGUGCCCAUUACCACAACGUCCUAUGAUGACAUGAUUAGAAGCUCCACUAGAGAUUUGGAAGGUUUGGCAAAUAGAAAUCCUCCUACAACUUCUCAGAUGGACGCUAUGGUCGAGGUGACCGGAAAGUAUGAGGUCAAUGUUAGGCAAAUGGCCGACACUUACGACGACUUGCUUUCCAGGCAAUCCGAUCUUUUAGAGCAUCGAACUGUUCUUCAAGGAACGAGGACUUUUUUUGAUGCUCGUCUUAGUCUUGAAGUUCAGCACGGUAACUCUGGAAUGAAUCAUAUAAGAUUAUCUUCAGAUGUUGAUGAGGAGAGUAUUAUGAUUGAAGAAUCUUCUGAUCAGCCGUUAAUGUCUCAAGAUGCAGAGAGCAUGAACAAUGACAACGCAAAUAACUCUGAAAUGAACAUUUUGGGCUCCAAUAUGAGCUUCAUUAGUGGUACUAUAGACACAGACAGAUUUAUCACGUUGGAGAAAAUUCUCUGGAGAUCUUUAAGGGGCAACCUAUAUAUGAACAAGGUUCCUAUAGACGAACCGAUCACUGAUCCUAAAACAGGUGAAGAGCAUUACCGUUGCAUAUUUGUCAUAUUCACACAUGGUGUCAGAUUGAUUGGAAGAUGUAGAAAGAUUGUCGAAUCUCUUGAGGGUAAGUUGUUUGAGGUUUCACCUGACUAUUCUGUAUAUAGACGGCAACUAUCUGAAGUCAACGACAAGCUCAUGGACUUGAAUUCCGUGUUGGAACAUACUAGAGAGAGACUUGUCCUAGAACUUAAGGAAAUAGCCUUGGAGAUCGAGCGCUGGAAGAUUCAAAUCACCAAGGAAAAGGCCGUAUACUCUACAAUGAACUUGUUUGACUACGAUCCUACAAGACGAUGUCUUAUCGCUGAGGGAUGGCUACCCAAAGAUGAUCUUUCGGCGGUAAAGAGCGCGCUUCGAGACGUGACAGAGCGAUGCGGUACCGACAUCAACACUGUUGUCAACGUGAUACCUACCAACAGAACUCCUCCCACCUUUUUUCGCACCAACAAGUUUACAUCAGCGUUUCAGUCGAUCGUCGACGCCUACGGAAUUGCCUCCUAUCAGGAAGUCAACCCUGGUUUACCUGCUAUCGUGACAUUCCCUUUCAUGUUUGCCAUCAUGUUUGGUGAUUUGGGUCAUGGAUUCCUUUUAUUCUUGGCGGCACUUACACUUGUCUUGAAAGAAAAAUCCAUCGCUAGAAUGAAGAACAGGGAAGAAAUAUUUGACAUGGCUUAUACCGGAAGGUACAUUCUUCUUAUGAUGGGUCUUUUUUCUAUGUAUACGGGAUUCAUGUACAAUGAUUUGUUCUCGCGAUCCAUGACAAUCUUUAAAUCUGGAUGGAAGUGGCCCUCCGGCUUUAAAGAAGGCGAGAGUAUUACGGCUACUCAGAGCGGUGUAUAUCCAAUUGGUAUUGAUUACGCUUGGCAUGCCGCAGAAAAUUCGUUACUUUUCGCCAACUCUUACAAGAUGAAGCUCUCAAUUCUAAUGGGUUUCAUUCACAUGUCUUAUUCUCUUCAGUUUUCCCUUGUCAACUCUUGGUUCUUCAAAUCUCGUAUAGAUAUUAUUGGAACCUAUAUUCCAGGAUUUCUUUUCUUACAUUCCAUUUUUGGAUACCUUUGCGUUACCAUUAUUUACAAAUGGUCUGUUGACUGGAUAGGUAAAGAUAAGGUUGCACCAUCUCUUCUAAACAUGCUUAUUAACAUGUUUUUAUCGCCUGGCCAUGUUGAUGAGCCACUCUAUGCUGGUCAAGGCAUCGUUCAGGUUAUAUUACUUUCGAUCGCCCUAGUCUGCGUCCCAUGGAUGCUUCUCUAUAAGCCUUUAGCUUUGAAACGUCAGAACGAUGUGGCAAUUCGUCUCGGAUACAUAAAUGUACAAGGAGGAGCAGCUGCAGCUGCUGCAGGAACGUUGGACUCUGGGAAUUCUGGUUCCAUCUCUCAGGUUGGCGGUGAUGAUUAUUCUCUUCUUUCUACAGCUACUGACAAUCUAUCGGCUGCCACUAUGACCAGCUUUAUUAUUGAGGAUUACGAUGAGCUUCCAGAACCUUUCAACUUUGGUGACGUUAUGGUUAACCAAGUGAUUUUUACUAUCGAGUUUUGUCUUAACAGUGUUUCUCAUACUGCAUCCUACCUACGUUUGUGGGCCCUCUCUCUUGCACACAACCAAUUGUCGGCUGUUUUAUGGAGCAUGACUCUUCAGAACUCUUUUACUUCUUUCUCCAAGCGCGGCGUUUUGGGUUGUUUUGUCGUGUUCUUUCUUUUUGGAAUGUGGUUUGUACUUACGGUGGCAGUACUUGUUUGCAUGGAGGGUACUUCUGCCAUGCUUCACUCUUUGAGAUUGCACUGGGUGGAAGCCAUGUCAAAGCACUUCAAAGGCGAAGGUUACCAAUACGAGCCAUUCUCAUUUCACGAUAUACUUACCAUCAAACAGGAUGAAGUAAACGGCAACAUUCAGUGA
Messenger RNA from Brettanomyces nanus, 2706 nucleotides. RefSeq lists its product as uncharacterized. Gene Ontology annotation, molecular function: ATPase binding; proton-transporting ATPase activity, rotational mechanism. Bases 1 to 2706 code for a protein of 901 amino acids. Gene Ontology annotation, cellular component: vacuolar proton-transporting V-type ATPase, V0 domain; fungal-type vacuole membrane; vacuolar proton-transporting V-type ATPase complex. Lineage: Eukaryota; Fungi; Ascomycota; Pichiomycetes; Pichiales; Pichiaceae. The transcript has a single exon. Gene Ontology annotation, biological process: vacuolar acidification; proton transmembrane transport. The record is from RefSeq and is a predicted model, not a curated record.